Argentina anserina (silverweed cinquefoil) is the source of this 2174-nucleotide messenger RNA. RefSeq names its product protein SUPPRESSOR OF K(+) TRANSPORT GROWTH DEFECT 1-like. The record is from RefSeq and is a predicted model, not a curated record. Gene Ontology annotation, molecular function: ATP hydrolysis activity; ATP binding. Gene Ontology annotation, biological process: endosomal transport; vacuole organization. The transcript has 9 exons. NCBI's taxonomy places the organism in Eukaryota, Viridiplantae, Streptophyta, Magnoliopsida, Rosales, Rosaceae. Bases 36 to 1745 code for a protein of 569 amino acids.
CGAUCGCCGCCGUACAUGUGAUCCUAGCUCCGGAGAUGUAUAGCAAUUUCAAGGAGCAGGCCAUAGAGUACGUGAAGCAAGCCGUCCACGAAGACAACAAUGGCAACUACGCCAAGGCCUUCCCUUUGUACAGGAACGCUCUCGAGUGCUUCAAGACUCACCUCAAGUACGAGAAGAACCCUAAGAUCAAAGAGGCCAUCACUCAGAAAUUCACCGAGUACUUGCGCUGCUCAGAGGAGAUUCGCGCCGUUUUGGACGAUGGUGGCCCCGGCCCGGCCAGCAACGGCGACGCGGCGGUCGCGACUAGGCCCAAGACCAAGCCCAAGGACGGCGAGGGCGGUGACGGGGAGGAUCCCGAGCAGACGAAGCUCCGGGCGGUCGCGACUAGGCCCAAGACCAAGCCCAAGGACGGCGAGGGCGGCGACGGGGAGGAUCCCGAGCAGACGAAGCUCCGGGCCGGGCUUAACUCGGCGAUUAUUAGGGAGAAGCCUAAUGUUAAGUGGAAUGAUGUCGCCGGGCUUGAGAGCGCCAAGCAGGCUUUGCAGGAGGCGGUGAUACUGCCGGUGAAGUUCCCCCAGUUCUUUACUGGCAAGAGACGACCAUGGAGAGCUUUUCUAUUGUAUGGUCCUCCUGGGACUGGAAAGUCAUACUUGGCCAAGGCUGUGGCAACUGAAGCUGACUCGACAUUUUACAGUAUUUCCUCUUCAGACCUGGUUUCGAAGUGGAUGGGUGAGAGUGAGAAGCUAGUUUCAAACCUUUUCCAAAUGGCUCGAGAUAGUGCCCCUUCCAUCAUCUUCGUUGAUGAAAUAGAUUCCCUAUGUGGGCAGCGUGGAGAAGGCAAUGAGAGUGAAGCUUCUAGACGAAUCAAGACGGAACUUCUUGUGCAGAUGCAGGGUGUGGGAACCACUGACCAAAAAGUUCUUGUUCUCGCUGCGACAAAUACGCCGUAUGCAUUAGACCAGGCCAUUCGAAGACGUUUUGACAAGCGUAUAUACAUUCCUCUUCCAGAUGUUGAGGCUCGACAGCAUAUGUUCAAAGUCCACUUGGGAGAUACUCCUAGCAACUUGACAGAAAGUGAUUUUGAAAGCUUAGCUCGCAAAACUGAGGGAUUUUCGGGUUCUGAUGUAGCUGUUUGUGUCAAGGAUGUUCUCUUUGAACCAGUACGCAAGACUCAAGAUGCCAUGUUCUUUUACAAGAAUUCCGAUAAUAUGUUCAUACCUUGUGGACCAAAGCAACCGGGUGCUGUCCAAAUCACCAUGCAGGAGUUGGCAGCUCAAGGACUAGCUUCACAGAUCCUUCCACCUCCUAUCACAAAAACAGAUUUUGAUAAGGUACUUGCCAGACAGAGGCCUACUGUGAGCAAAGGUGAUCUUGAAGUCCAUGAAAGGUUCACGAAAGAAUUUGGAGAGGAAGGGUACUUGCCAGACAGAGGCCUUCAGUGCAAUUGCCGUGAUUUGUAUGUAUUAGUGUUGGAUCUAAUGGACAAUAUACUCUCUACAUUAGUUUCUUCAAUGAGGAAGGAUUGGAUGUGCCCCUGUUACCCCUGCUCCCUGGAUAUAUCUAGACUCCUGACUCUUGAGUCAUACACAGCUGCUAUCUUUUUCUCUGGGCAAAAUAUGACCCACUCCAUAAUGGGUAUGGUGACCCUUAAAAUCUUCUACGCCCCUUUACCAUUUCUUCAAGGGACUGACUAUGAUUUGUUCCUCCCUCCAUUUCAGCCUUCUAGUCCCCCUUAUUCCUUCUAAUAGCGGCAUUAUGUUAUAGGAUUGGCCCUUAAAUGUUACAAAUAUUGAGCUUUGCAUAUAAGCUGGCUACUUGUAAUCCUCUAGCUGUGUUUUUAGUUUUUAUAGUUUGUGUAUCAAUGUUUCUAAGUGGUCUUGUAGUGACAUUUGUUGGACAUAAUCUCUAGGCCGUCUUGUGUGUUGGAUCUAACUGUUAUUAUUAGUUGAGCUUGUUCAAGCAGAUACCUGCACUGUUCUAGAUAGAAGUAUACACUGGUGUGGUCUUCUAACAGAUGGGGAUAUCUAAAACAAAAGCAAGUACUAUUGUCCAAAGCUGACCGAGUCUUUGGCCUUCUGGUUCAUAUAUUUGAAUAUAAUUCAGAGAAGCAACAAAAGCCGGCUCUGAGAUCUGUUCCGAGUGUUACGAACAUACUUUACAGAAAGAACCAUAGA